Cololabis saira (Pacific saury) is the source of this 753-nucleotide messenger RNA. RefSeq names its product GTPase IMAP family member 4-like. Bases 136 to 753 code for a protein of 205 amino acids. Gene Ontology annotation, molecular function: GTP binding. The transcript is spliced from 6 exons. The record is from RefSeq and is a predicted model, not a curated record. Lineage: Eukaryota; Metazoa; Chordata; Actinopteri; Beloniformes; Belonidae.
AACGUAAACAAGCACUAGAGCCAGCUGACCAAACUCCCGGGGGAGAUACUUCGGUCUAAACGACACAGCAAGGAUCUCUACGUCAGACAGACAAGAUCAUCUGGUACUGUAACGACUUCCUACCAGAGUAGGGACAUGGCAGAGUCGUCAUCUUCUCCUUAUGAACAUGAAACAUCCACUAAGCGCAGAAAUAGUCUUGAAUUUCUGCCACCUCUAAUGACUGAGAUGAGGGUUGUUCUGCUGGGGAACAGCUGGUCUGAACAGAGUUCUGUGGGGAACUUCAUAUUCAGCAAGAUCUGGUUCAACCCCCAAGAAGAACCAGAGCGCUGUGUAUCACUUAGCGAAUUUAUUGGAGACAAAAAAAUGGUUGUAAUCAGCACACCAAAUUUUUUUCAUCCUGACAUUCUUGAAAGCAAACUUAAUGAGUUUGUAGAAGACUUGGUGAAACUCUCUGAUCCUGGACCUCACAUGUUCUUGCUGGUUCUCCAGCCUGAAAGCUUCACUGAGCAGCAACAGAAGAGGCUCCAAUCAGCCCUGCAGUUUUAUGGUGACCAGGUUUACAACCAUAUUCUGGUCUUAAUACCAGACGGAUCAGGUGGCCUAGACAAACCUCAGCAACAUCCACAGUAUGGAGAACUGAUGAAUGCAAAGUCUGAGAUGCCCAGCUCCUCUGAAAACCUGAAAGAAGACAAGGGAGUCAGGAUCAACUGGGAUGCUGUUCGAGAAGUUGACGCCUCCCAAUAUCACCUCUGA